AUGAGUCUCUCCAAGCACACUGACGACGACUGUCGCACGCAGACCGACGCCGACUCGGAAGACACCCACACCGCCAGCGGCGCCACGCGGCCCGCCAGCCCCCCAUCCGUCGACGGCCCCUCCGAAGAGACCCAGUCCGAUGAUUUCAUCCAAACGGCCACGGACACGGAAUCGGAUGCCCGCAGCGGCGGGGACAGCUCGGGGGAAUCGGGAAGCGGGGGAUCGGAGGGCAGCCUGCCAGGCGGCAUGGGAAGGAGGCUGACGGCGAGGCAGCUGGCGCGGCAGGAGCGUCUGGAGCAGGGCGUGCAGCAGACCAAGUGGAGCGACCUGGACCUGCCGCCGGAGCUGGACUACAGCACCAAGGCGAAGCCCAAGACCGAGUUGAGCGAGGAACAGCAGCUCAAGCGGUCGAAGGAGGCAGAGCGCCGCCGUCUCCAAAUGCAGAAGCAGAGAAAGGAGAACGAGGAGAGCACAAAGGCCAGGAUCAGGGCGGCCAUGAGCGCCCGGUUCAGGGACGCCAUCAGCAAGGCCGAGCAGGAGGAGAGCAGGAGUGGCCCCGACGCUGGACGCCCUCUUGAAGAUGGGAUGGUGAAAAUUCGGAUGCGCCUCCGGGAGACCCAAGUGAUCCUGCCCGAGGGGGCAGAGCUCCCAGCCGGGCUGCAGCCGAAGAGGUUUUGUGGGUACCCUCGGCCAAGGCACGAGGUAAAGGUCCAGCUGCCUGACAGUGUGGGCGCGGCAGCUCACGACCUUCGUGUCGGGUGCUCUGUAAAUCUUGUGGCCGACCCAAAGACGUUAGAGCUGUGGUGCGAAACGGCAAAUGGGACCCGUAUGGGUACGAUUCCAGGGUGUGAAGCAGGGACCAUUGGGAUGGGGACUGCUUCUGUGAAAAGCCUGAGGUACAGGGUUGGCAGCCAGGGUAAAAUGCCUCUGGAGCUGACACUCAGACUGUGA
This is a messenger RNA of Ostreobium quekettii, 951 nucleotides long. Lineage: Eukaryota; Viridiplantae; Chlorophyta; Ulvophyceae; Bryopsidales; Ostreobiaceae. The record is from the annotation of a GenBank genome assembly.